AUGGAGCGCUGGAGGAGAAAGCUGGGAGUCGCUGGAACGCUGGAAGCAGACAAGUCAAAAAAUGGAGAACUAUAUGAUUGUGUCGAUAUAUACAAGCAACCGGCAUUUGACCAUCCAUUACUGAAGAAUCAUACUCUCCAGUUAAAACCAAGUUUUCUUCCAAAUGGUUUGAAACCUACAAAACCCAAGCCAGCGACCUUCUACGGAUUCAACGACACUUGUCCUUCAGGGACUAUUCUCAUUGAGCGUUCUCAGAAAUCAGAUUAUUUUCGUUCUCACGUACACCCUGUAGAUGAUAUAGCUGAUCUGGGACACCAUUUUGCUGUAUUUGAAAACAAUAUUGCCAAGCUUUUUCACGGAGCAAGUGCGAGAAUGACGACACAUCAACUUCCAAAUUUGCUACCAAAUCAAGUAUCAUCGAGCAGUAUUUAUCUUUAUGGUGAUACUUAUGGCCCACGCAAUGAAACCAAUGUGAUACAAGCUGGUUGGCAUGUUGCGCCAACGUUAUAUAAUGACAAUAUUCCUCGAUUUUUUACUUUGUGGACAACCGACGGGUAUGAAAAAACUGGUUGUGUAAAUUUACGAUGCCCAGGUUUUGUUAGAACUACUUCUGGUCCUAUUGGACCUGGUAGUACUAUUGAAAAAUUCUCCGUUUAUAAAGGUGAAGAAAUGUCUUUUUCUCUAGAAAUCUUUAAGGAUCCUUCGACUUCAAACUGGUGGGUUUUGUUACAAGGUGGAGCUCUUGGUUAUUAUCCUAAAGAAUUGCUUCCUAAGAUGGAUAUUGGUGUAGAUAGGAUUCAAAUGGGUGGGCAUGUCUAUUCUCCCACCAGCGAAGCAAGUCCCCCGAUGGGUAGCGGUCAUCCGUAUACUGAAGGGCGUAAGUAUCAUCUUGACGUAACUGAUGGUUAUAUUUUUGCUUACGGAGGAGCUGGAGGUUUUAUAAAGUGA
Messenger RNA from Zingiber officinale, 948 nucleotides. RefSeq lists its product as uncharacterized. The record is from RefSeq and is a predicted model, not a curated record. The coding region runs from base 1 to 948 and encodes 315 amino acids. Lineage: Eukaryota; Viridiplantae; Streptophyta; Magnoliopsida; Zingiberales; Zingiberaceae. The transcript has 8 exons.